Messenger RNA from Thamnophis sirtalis, 3286 nucleotides. NCBI's taxonomy places the organism in Eukaryota, Metazoa, Chordata, Lepidosauria, Squamata, Natricidae. The record is from RefSeq and is a predicted model, not a curated record.
CGAGAGGUGCUCCUCGGCAAUUCUCCCGGCGUUCCCGUAGGUUCGCUCUUUCUUCCGAAGGGGACAGGCAUGCCUGUCUGACGCCUCCUGAGGUUGUGGGGUCUCUUAAAGUUGUGAUUGUGAGAAACGGUUGCGGUGACCUCUGAUGUAAAAAAAAAAAGUAAACAGCGAAUAAAACGGCAAGGCGGAUUUUACAUUGGAGAAAUACAAUGAAGAUACUUAACAGGAUUGAACUACCAAAAUUGACAGAAGUUGAAUGUUUCAGUAUAAUGGAAUGUGUGGCUAAGAGAAAGAGGAAGCAAUUGACGAAGGAAGAGCCUUCAAAGACUUAAAGAUGUGUUUUGCUAAUGGGUGUGAGCAAGCUAGAUGUCUUAUAUAGGCGUCUACUUCUCACUAAACUUUUCAUUCAAGGAUGGGGAAGACCAGAAGACUUAAAAAGAAUAUUUGAAUUCAGAAAGAUUAUUGGAAACAGGGAAAAAUGUCAGAAUCUUGUUCCAAGGGACUAUCCUGUGCACAUUAAUAAGGUUGAGGAACAAUCAGACUGCAAGAUCCUUGAUGGACACUUUAUUUCUCCUUUGGCACAUUAUGUUCCUGAUAUCAUGCCAUCAGAAUCAAUUACUGCAAGAUUUCAAUUUAUAGUACCAAAGAGAUGGAACAACAAGUACAAACCUGUUUGUAUUCAUUUAGCAGGCACUGGAGACCAUUACUUUUGGAGACGACGAACUUUAAUGGCCCGUCCAAUGAUCAAAGAGGCCUGCAUGGCUUCAUUAUUGUUAGAAAACCCCUAUUAUGGGUACAGGAAACCUAAGGAUCAGUUAAGAUCCUGUCUAAAAAAUGUGUCUGACCUAUUUGUGAUGGGAGGAGCUCUUGUUCUAGAAUCAGCAACUCUCUUGCAUUGGUUGGAAAAAGAAGGAUAUGGACCUCUCGGGAUGACUGGCAUAUCAAUGGGAGGACACAUGGCAUCAUUAGCAGUAUCUAAUUGGCCUAAACCAUUACCAUUAGUUCCUUGUCUGUCCUGGUCUACAGCCUCUGGUGUUUUUACUACGGGUGUAUUGAGCAAGGCAGUGAAUUGGCGGGAACUAGAGAAACAAUAUUAUACUCAGAGUGUUUAUGAAGAAGAAAUAAUUCAAAUGCUUGAAUAUUGUGGAACAGAUUCAUUCAAGAUGGGACAAGACUUUGUUAAAGAUUCUCCAAACAGUGUGGACAGCUUGAGUUGUCUGGAUCUCAACUCUGGUAUUCUGCACCUAGAUAUCGGAAACAAAGUUCCUUCUUCAGAAGUGGGUCACUGCCUUAGUCCUAAUAAAAACAAUCUAAGCUCCUCAACGGAAGAAUUGUUGGUGCAAGAUGCACCCAAAAUGCAGUGCAUAAACCAGACAUUUUCAACCAGCACCAAUAGUGCUAACUUUUCCAGUGAACAAAAUCACCUGAUAAGUGGAAAAAAUGACAGUUUACAAAGGGAAUCAUUACGAUUUAUGAAAGGAGUAAUGGAUGAAUGUACCCAUGUUGCUAACUUUUCAGUUCCAGUUGACCCCACACUGAUUAUAGUUGUCCAAGCUAAGGAAGAUGCCUAUAUUCCAAGAACUGGAGUGCGUAGCCUUCAAGAAAUUUGGCCAGGAUGUGAAGUCCGAUACUUGAAUGGAGGUCAUGUUAGUGCUUAUCUCUUCAAACAAGGAUUGUUCAGGCAAGCCAUAUAUGAUGCAUUUGAACGUUUUGUUCAGAAAUAUUUGGCAUAGUCAUCUUCUGUUGAAUUGUUCCACGUACUUUCAUUUUCUUGUGUGGAUCCAUUCCCAUGAACUGGCAAUCUGUAAGUCAUUGAAUAGAACAAACCUAACAAGAUUGUAAUCAAAUGUAACUUUUUAAAGUUAGAUUUGUGGUGCUAAAGUGAUUUUAGCAAAAUUUGUUAAUAUUGGUGUCUUACAUCUGCAAAAUAUGCUUUGAUUAAAAAUAAAUAUGAUUUGGAAAGUUUAUACAUCCACAGAAGACAGACCAAUUCAAUAUUGACAACUCUUUAAAUUUCAACUUGCAUACUUCAUUUUGUUUUACUAUAUUAUAAAGAGCCAAAGAAUUAGGAGUAUUGUGUUACAGCAAUUUAAUACUAGUUCCUAAAAGGAAAAAUAAUAAUAUAAAUUAGGCUGAAUCUUUGCACAUGUGCUAUGGAAGAUGGCUGCCUGAGCUUGUUGCUCAGGUUGCAAGAGAGACAAAAUAGCCUAGACUGAGCCUCCGCCGAUCACCAGACCUUUGAAAAGGGAGAACUGGGGUGAGAGGAAUCUAAGACGUCCUGGAGGGUUGCUUGUUUGGAGAUACGUUUUUCAGGUGGCUUAGGACGGGCUUCGGCGGUGUCGGACGGUGUUGGACAGCCUUUGGGCAGUGCCCCCCCCUCCGCGGACGGCGGUUCCUAGCUAGCGGAGCAGCGUUUUUGCCUGCGUUUCGCCGGGAAGGGCGGCGUUUACACCUGGAGGGGGACCGCUCUGGUGGCUUCGGAUAGUCCCUGGUGGUGCUGGGCAAUGGCGAGCGGCUGUUAUGCAGCGCCCGCCUCCUCGCUGCAUGGUCAACGGCGGCGUUUUCUUCAGCGAUUCUAGCGGCGGCACUGACUUCCGACCCUGUCCGCUCGUCGUGAUAAGCCUCUGGGAGUUUUUCUUGAUUGCCAUCGCCCCGGAGAGGAGGUUGCCGAGCUGGGCUGUUGCCAGAGUUGGACAAAUCGGGCGGCUGGCCUCCCAUCGCCGCCGCAGCCUUUGGGGUGUCCCCUCUUCCCUGCUUGGCUCGGGCUCUCGUCAACGCUGCAGCGUUUUUGGCCUUUUCGGCAUUUCGGCCUUACUUUGGAGACCUUAGGGGACUUGGGAGGCCUGUGAGAACUGGCGCUUUUGGCGAAUGGGAGAGAACUUCUGGACUGCGUUAUCAACAUUGGCCUAACGAGAGGAUGGUUGGCCCAGAUGGCGCCGAAGAUGGUCGAGCGCCUGGCGUGCAGCUGCCAUUGCGGCCUUCGCGAGCCUUCCCCCCCCCCGGCAGUGUUUUUCGAUCUGCAAUGCCUUUUAUUUCAGCUUAUUGCGUCUGGGAGAGCUCUUGGAACCUGCGGGGUCUCCCCUUUCUGCCUCUUUCUGUGGCUGGAGAGGGCCUUCUCUCCUUACCACCUAUGCUAUCUGGUUCCCCCUGUCCACGCUCAUAGAUUUGGACCCUUGGACUCCCAGCUUUGCAACCGUAUUCCCGGGCCACGAUUAUCACCGCCCUCCACCAUCUCAGGAACCCGAUCUCUGCCACCUGGACUUUUACUCCCCUUUCACCACUCUAC